AAAAAUCCACGUUUGUAGACGUUUAUUUUAAUUUAUGUCGCAGCGCCAUCUGUUAGCACUAAAUACUAACAAUACAUCCUUUCGUGCGAUCCACAAGAUGUCGCUUCAGUAUUUUCAUUUCCGUUACCAUGGCAACACAAUUUAAUUUUGUUUUUAUUCUACUUCACUUAUUCUUCCCAUUUUUGUCAGAAACGAAAGGAGAAAAACAAAACAAAAAAUACUUUUAAUUACCAUGUUCAGUUCCCAUCCAAAACAUUCGGGAGUCUAUUAUCUUAAAGAUGGCAUAGAAAAUCUACAAAUAAAAGUGAAUUUUCGUUCUAUCGGCAGCUUGCUUCAAUUGCCGAAAUUUGAGUUUCACAACAAACAGGGAGUUGGUUAUCCAUGGAAAACGGGAAACUUCACUGCAACCUCAGGGGAUGAUGGCGACAACAGUCUAACCACGGUGACACUCAAAUGGCAGCAGAAAAUUCUAAGUCAAGUGGAAAGAGAAAUCUACAGAGAGGAAAAGAACUGCAUUUUAGAACAGCAUAAGAAGUAUCAUCAACAACUCAAGGAAGAGGAACGGGCGGCAAACCUGAAAGAAAAGGGAAAAUCGUCUCGCAAGAAAAGACACAAGAAAUCCGUAAAAAUCGAUACUCCAGAAGUGCAGGCAAGUGAGUGGAAUAACAUUAUAUUCUCCUACAUAGAAGCAGAUCAUUUCCAACCAAAAGAUGACCCUGUUUAUUCUUCGAAAGUUUCGAAGAAGCUAUUGGACGCCACCGAACCUUGUGAAUCUAUGUAUAUUUAUGCCGCCCUUAAACCCGACACACAAUUGGUCGCAAUGAAAUGGUUUGCCAAACAGAAUUUAUUCUACAUCUAUCCAGAUUUCAAUCAAUUCGAUAUACAGCCAUAUUACAUUGAAUUGGAUACAGAUUAUCGCCACCUGUAUGUUUAUGGAAUAGAGGAUAUAUCCUCGAAAUUCAAACCUGAGAAAAAGGAAACAGAGGAGUUCCUUUAUUUACCCGAAUUAUCUACGCAUUGGUUGUACGAAGAUGAAUUGUCGAAAAAAUUCUCUAUGCCACCGAAGAGGACCCAACGUUGUGCCAUUUUGUUUACCAUUCAGGAAGUCUCCAACUUGGAAUAUGACAAUAUACACAUUCGAUAUUCAAUUAAAUUGCCGCCAAAUACCUUGCUGGAAGAAGGUCUGCUAGAAGCCUCAACACAUUCAGCAUCCCACAACAGUGACUCAACCCACAUUGGUUACACUUGGCAAAUCACCGUUCUAUGCGAGGAGCACUUUGAUCCAUCGGACUGCUUGAGAAUUUACUUUGAAGUGAUUUCUAUAGAUUCCUGGCUAAGAGAACGUACCGAAGGUUAUUGCCACCAUACGCUGAGACUAUUGAAACCUUUUUGUCACGAUGUCGAAUUACAAUGUCUGUUGCCAACUGAAUCGUUAAUUGAUUCGAUGAAUCGUUAUUUUAUUGGAGGACGUCGGAAAUUUGAUUAUGUGCGAUUUGUGGAUGAUCGAAACGGGAAGGAGGAGGACUCAGACACAGUCCAUUGUCGUUAUGGUGUACGCAUGCGAAAUUCGGGCCAACUGAAACUGACAUGCCAAGCGCUGACUCAACGCAAUUGUGAAUUGUUAAAUCCAUGUGCCAGCCGCACCAGUGGCAUGACUCUGGAUGAUAUUAUGAUGGCUUACAAGGAAGCCCGAAGGAGAUUGGAAGCCAUUGCUUUCAAGUAGUUUUUUAUUUGCGUGAUAUGAACUGUAACAUUACAAAUAAAAGAA
Molecule: messenger RNA, 1768 nt
Organism: Musca domestica (house fly)
Lineage: Eukaryota; Metazoa; Arthropoda; Insecta; Diptera; Muscidae
Gene: Mks1
Product: tectonic-like complex member Mks1
Exons: 1
Coding region: 233-1723 (496 amino acids)
Biological process (GO): cilium assembly
Cellular component (GO): MKS complex
Source: RefSeq, a predicted model, not a curated record